Molecule: messenger RNA, 1057 nt
Organism: Harmonia axyridis
Lineage: Eukaryota; Metazoa; Arthropoda; Insecta; Coleoptera; Coccinellidae
Product: alpha-tocopherol transfer protein-like
Exons: 5
Coding region: 192-1031 (279 amino acids)
Cellular component (GO): membrane
Molecular function (GO): phosphatidylinositol bisphosphate binding
Source: RefSeq, a predicted model, not a curated record
UCAAAACAAAUGGCCGAAUGGAUGAUAAGCAUUGAAUGGAUCCAAAUAAUGUAAAUUUAUUGGAAAAGGAAAUUUCAUAUAAUUCAGUUAUACCUCUUAUAUAUUGUUUUCAUGCAACACGUUGAAUUAUUAAUUUGAAUUCCUAUGAAUAUACAACAAUAAGCAACAAACAAGUUCUAAAAAAAUUAAAAAUGUCUUUGCCAAAAUAUACAUUCACCCUAAAUGACGUCAUAAGAGAAAAUAAAGUAUCUCAAGAAGAAGUCACCGAAAUCAGACUUUGGAUGGUAGCAGUGAAUCUGCCAGUCGUUUCAGAUGAGAUGAUAGCUACCUUCGUUAUUGCUUGUAAGAGAGAUGUGGAAAAUACCAAAAAAGCUAUUAUGGGCUACUUCAUUUCCAAGAAUAAAUCUCCAGAAAUAUUCAAUAGCUGUGAUGUGGACAGAGAUGAUUUGAGAUUAGCAACAAAUACUAUACAUCACAUAUCAAUACCUGUAAGAACUGAUGAUGAUUCUGUUGUACAUAUGUUCAGACUGAAUGACACCAGUUACAAAAAUUUUCAUUUCGAUGCGGUAGCAAAAUUAGCUUUCAUGCUAGUUGAUAUAACACUGAAUACAAAAAGUCCUCCAAGUGGAUUGAAGGUUGUUAUAGAUGCUAAGGGGGCCGGUUUGAUGCAUUUAACACGAUUCAAAUUGAAUUACCUGAAAAGGUUCAUUGAAUACCUACAAGAGGGGAUGCCUCUCAACAUGAGAGAAAUACAUGUAAUCAACACAAUAUAUCUAGUGGAUAAAAUUCUCUUCAUGAUGAAACCCUUUAUGAAACCUGAAUUGUACAAAAUGCUUCAUCUACAUCCAAAUAAUACGAACAUGGAAGAAUUCUCAAAAAAUCACGUACCCAAAAAAUGUCUACCAAGUGAUUACGGUGGUGAUUUACCAUCAUUUGCAGAACUGAACCAGGUAACAAUAGAGAGAUACAGAGAACUAAAAGAAUACUAUAAAGAUGAGGAAAGCAUCAGAAAAAAAUGGAUAACAAAUUAAUUAAAUAAAUAAAUUAAGUGAUAUUA